Messenger RNA from Mobula hypostoma (lesser devil ray), 2792 nucleotides. It is a transcript of the gene prr16, whose product is annotated as proline rich 16. Gene Ontology annotation, biological process: positive regulation of translation; positive regulation of cell size. The record is from RefSeq and is a predicted model, not a curated record. NCBI's taxonomy places the organism in Eukaryota, Metazoa, Chordata, Chondrichthyes, Myliobatiformes, Myliobatidae. The transcript is spliced from 3 exons. Bases 28 to 879 code for a protein of 283 amino acids.
CUGUGCCGUUCUGACCGCGCUCGAAUAAUGUCAGGGAACUCAAUGCAACCGGAGGGCGCAGCCUGCAAGGCAAAGGUAAAAGAACAAAUCAAGACUAUUGUAGACGAUUUGGAGUUAGUCCUGGGCGAUUUAAAGGACGUGGCUAAAGAACUUAAAGAGGUUGUUGACCAAAUAGACCAUCUUACCUGUGACCUGCAGCUGGAGGAGGAAAUGACUGACAGCUCCAAGACUGAUACUAUAAAUAGCACCUCAAGUAGUACGACAGCCUCAAGCCUGGAUAAGGUCAAAGUGCACUCAGUUAGAUCAAUUUGUAAGACAACAGUGACUUCAUCAGCCAUUUUAACGGUGCUAAAGAAGACCAAUCCCCCACCUCCGCCUCCACGAUUAACACCCAUCCGAUCUGAGGACCCUUGCAGGCCCCCUAUCUGCAUGAACCCUCUGAGGACUAAUGGGGCCUUGCUUCGCAAUGGAGCAAUAUUGUGUAAGACAGAUAAAAUGCCAAAUGGAGAUGUAUGCUGUCUCCCUGGUAGCAAUCCAGAAAAAUUGCAUAAACAGCCACCAGUGCCCAGAGUCGAUAAAAACAGAUAUCAACAGGUCACACGAGAAAGAGUUCGAUUUAAUGAGGAAGUUCAGUACCACGGCUACUGUCCAGAUUGUGAUGUUCGGUAUGAUAUGAGAAACAGGGAUGUGCACUUGCAUGGUGAAUUAAGCAACACAAAAGGGAAACCACUUCAUCAGUGCCCUCCCCUUGAAAAUGGAGGAUCAUGCGGAAACUUUAGUACUAAUUUCUCAAACAUAAAAGCUAAAAUCACACCUCCACAGACUGCUCCAAAACCUCAAAAGACUAUUCUGAGGAAGUCAACAACCACAACGGUUUGAUGCAAGGAUCUUGGAAACUUUUUUGUAUCCUAAUGAAUUGAGCACUUUCUAACCAAGCAAUAAAGAGCCAAAACACAUACCCAGUGUUCUCCAGAGAAGUGUUAGAGAACAAAUCACGAUCCUUAGGACUGGAAGGAAAAUAAACAUUUUGAAGAUAUGUCAGCUAUUUCUAGUUUGGUCAACGCUGCACUGUGACUUUAACAAAUAAAAGUCCUGACCGACAACAAGCAGAGUACAGCAGCUGACCCUGUGGAAUCACAGCAUUAUUAAUGCCAGAGCAAUCCGGAUCCAUUCAUCUCCAGCCAAUCUCUGUACAGCCAGAAGCUUACCCUGAGCAACUCCCUCAAUCCACUGCUCACUUUGCUUCAACUGAUAAAAGAAUCCCAAAGUAAAGCCUUCUGAUUGUUUUUCUCCCCUUUUCUCUUCACUUCUGAAGUAUUUAUAUGAAGCUAAUACCUUGAGAAGAUCAAUGCUAGCAUAAUCAGUUGCAGAAACUCUAAUCUCCCAGUUUCUCAUAGAAGUAAUCCAGCCUUCUCAUCCCCCACAUAAAUUAAAUGAAAUAAAAUUGCUAAGCUAUUGACAAGUUAAAUAAAGCCCCAGGAAGGCCAGUGGAUAUAUUUUUUACCUAUAUAGAACAGAGGACAUGUUUACACGAGAGUGACACAAAUUCUGUGUGUUGAAAACUGGAGCAGUGAUGGAAGCAGUUCACUCUUCACUGUAAAGGAGAAUAUCCCUGUUUUCUCCAUGCAUCUUGACGCUUCAGCGAACAGAAGAAUAAAAGAUGAUGGUAUUUGGAACGUAUCUCCGCCUCUUCGCUAUGUUUCAUCCUUUGCCUCCAUCACACCAGGUGGACAUUCCAGAAUACUAUUGCCAUCACUUAGAUACUGUAUUUCACUGCUCUUUACUAUUUGCACUGUCACUUUUAUUCUGUUUGCAGUUACCUGCCCAAAUAGCCUCUUGACAUCAGCAGUCAGACAUGUGGAAUCUUGCAGAAGCUUACCAAGUUGAAGAAUAUGAUUUGCACUUGAUUUCAGUACCAGUGGGAACAGCCACACAUAUACAGUAGAGAAAUAUCCGUCAUUCCUUCUCCUCCCUUAUGAAAUGAAAAGAAACCUCAAAGCUGCACAAUGGACAUUGGAACAGAUUAUAUUAUUUUCCCUCAUAUCACAAAUCAGAUUUUGUGCGGUACACGAAAGAGUUGAUGAUAUGGGAGAAAAAUCCGCUGUUUAAAAAAAAUUUUUAAAUUUUCACAGUAAUAUGGAAUGUAUUUGUUAUUUUAAUGGAAUUGAGUGGCUUUAUAAAAUCAAUGGAAGCAGGGAUCAGAAAGGAUGCACAGCUAUAAAGGAGCAAAGCACUUUAGUUAUAUUUUUAAGUUUUGUAUUUUUAUAGUCACCAUUAUCCACCCUUACUUGCCAGUCAUGUGAAGAACUCAGUGUUAUUCAUUAUGCUACCUUUGUGUUAUUAUUUGCAAGCAGAUAAUUGUUUUACCUUUAAACAAAUAAAACCUUAAGAAAGUAAUGUAUAGAUUUUAAAUAGAUGGCUGCAAGAUAUAUUUCUUCUAUUCAUACAAAUUACAAGCAAAAUAUUUUGUAAUUAUUAAGAGUUUUGAAAUUUUAAGAAAAGGUUAUUUUAUUAUUAAAGGCCUGCUUUAUGAUAUUAGUUUAACACCAAGUAAUAGAAACAAUUUUCAUACACUUUCUUAAGUCAGGACUGCUUGUCAUAAAAAAGAAAAAAAAUUAAAAAUUUAAUAUGUACACUUCAAAAAAAGUAAUCAGAUUUACAGUUGCCAGGUAUUAUUCAUCUUUUGGUUGCUGCAUAUACACUUCUCCAGAAUACUAUUGCCGUCAAUCAGAUACUGCAUUUCAAUGUUCUUCAAGACAAUAACGCAAAAUUAUUUGAUUUGCAAUAAACUA